Molecule: messenger RNA, 1788 nt
Organism: Cladophialophora bantiana CBS 173.52
Lineage: Eukaryota; Fungi; Ascomycota; Eurotiomycetes; Chaetothyriales; Herpotrichiellaceae
Exons: 5
Coding region: 1-1788 (595 amino acids)
Biological process (GO): transmembrane transport
Cellular component (GO): membrane
Molecular function (GO): myo-inositol:proton symporter activity
Source: RefSeq, a predicted model, not a curated record
AUGUUCAAACGCCAUGCAAACCAUCGGGAAGAGGUUGGUCCCGGCACCAGCGCACAGUCUUCACAGCCCGAGUCCGGCCAACUUCAACUUCCUAGGGAUGACCCCUUUGAGAAUGUGCGGCUCUUUGCUCAAUCACACGGACUCGCACGGCAUCUGGACAGCUUCCACAAAGCCGCGGUCGUACUCGAAGGCCGAACUACUUUGGACGAGAUCCCGCUCUCCGCGUCAGAGCUAAAAGCUUUGCGCGAUGAGACGGAACGAAAAUGGCGGCAACCAAAGAUGCUGUAUUUCACCAUCUUGGGUUGGGCACAGACGGGCAUGAAUGGUGCCAACCUGUAUUUCCCAAAGGCAUUUGGCAUCGGCUCGAAUAGUAAACAUGACACGUUCAUUGUCGGCUUGAUCAACAGCGGCAUCUAUCUCAGCACAGGAGUCCUAGGUGCCUGGCUCUCGGAUCCGGUCAACAACUGGCUUGGUCGUCGUGGUGCGGUCUUCGUGGGAAGCAUUCUCUGCUUCCUUGCCAACCUUGGGUCGUCUCUGAGCGAGACUUGGCCGCAGUUACUGAUUUUCCGCUUCAUCCUAGGUGGUGGCUUGGGGAUCAAUGCCAGCACCGUCUCUGUGUAUGCCGCUGAAUGUGCCCCCGCUGGGAUCCGCGGCGGUUUGGCCGUGUCCUGGCAGAUGUGGACGGCUUUUGGAAUAUUCGUGGGUUUCGUCGCCAAUGCCGCCGUUCACAGCUAUGGCGACGACCCCUGGAGACUCCAACUGGCGGGUCCUUUCAUCCCAACCAUACCUCUAUUGCUGAUGUUGUACAUGUGUCCCGAAUCGCCAGCAUGGUACUUGAAACACGGAGACCGAUAUGAUCUCGCAUUCCAGUCGCUCUGCAGGUUGCGGAGCAGCGGGCUGCUGGCAGCAAAGGAGCUGUACUCCUCGCAUUUACAGAGGACAGCGACAAUGAAGAUGAUGGACCAGGAAGAGAUCUCCUUCUCCAGGAAGGUUUUGGAUCUGUUCAGGGUACCUCGCAUCAGGCGAGCUACUACCGCAUCCUACGUUGUGAUGCUCUCCCAGCAGCUGUGUGGCAUCAAUAUCAUAGCCUUUUAUUCGUCAACAAUCUUCUCAGACGCAGGAUUCUCCGACUUCGGCGCCUUGGUGGCAUCCUGCGUCUUCGGGUUCAUCAAUUUUCUCGGAGCUUUCCCAGCGAUAUGGACCAUGGACACUCUAGGGAGAAGGUCGCUUCUCCUUCUGACCUUGCCACCCAUGGCAGUAACCAUGCUCGCGGCGGGAUUGAGUUUCAACAUUUCUGCCGACAAUCCUGUGCACUUUGGACUACUUGCCACCUUGAUCUAUGUCUUCUGUGCCUUGUAUUCGCCGGGGAUGGGGCCGGUUCCGAACACCUAUUCAGCAGAAGUCUUCCCACUUUCGCAUCGCGAGAUUGGCAUGAGUUUUGCGGUGGCCACGGCGAACUUUUGGGCGGCCAUCUUAUCUUUGACAUUCCCACGAAUCCUCACGGCUCUCACGUCUCAAGGAGCCUUUGCUUUAUACGCAGGACUGAAUAUUGUGGCCCUGGUUCUAGUCUUCCUCUUCCUACCAGAGACUCGCUUGAAGACACUCGACGAACUGGAUGACGUCUUUUCCGUUCCUACGAGGACAUUUGUGAGGUAUCAGACGACCGAGUUCUUACCCUGGAUUGUGAAACGAUACGUUAUGCGAGACAAGGAAGUUGACCUCCCCCCACUGGGCUUCGAUGAAAGGUAUCAGGAGCUCGAACAAGACGAAGACGACCGAGAGACAUAA